AUAGGCUCCUCUCAAAAGUUAAGGCAAUGAACUUGCCUAAUCCAAAAUGUGGGAAAAUGUAUGGGUUGAGUGUUUGUGAGGGCAGAAGGCUAGAAGCAGAGCAAUAGUAGUAUAAGAGCCGCAUGUAAACGACAAGAAUUGUCAGAGUUAUAAGAGAUUGUUCUGUUAAAUAUUGGAGUGAAAUAAUUUCUUCCGAUAUUGUCGAUCCUAAAAUACCACCAUAUUUCCGCUGUGCCCAACAUAAGCUUGUGUUCCAGCUACCAUCAGCAGCAUGCAUUUUCUCAACUAUUCCCCGCAGGACGAGGAGGACUACCAAUUCGCCGCCGCCGCCUUCCCACUACUUUCGCCGUUCAUUAAAACAGAGUCGGCGGAAUUGGACGCAGAGAUGAUUGCACUUGAUCAUGAUCAGCUCCGAUUCAACUGCCUCUUCCCUCCUCAGGAUUAUGGAAUUCCCGAGCCCCUGUUCCAAUUCGAUUCGGACAAUCACAACCUCAUUUCCCUCUUCCCCGGGGUUUCCUGCUCCGCCGACGGUUGAUUAUCUGGGUGACAUUCCAGCUGUUCCGUUGCCGAUUCCGAAGUUUGAACCGCCAGCUGAGCCGCUGAGGUUCAGCAUUGGGAGGAGCGGCAAGGAAGCAGAGGAGGUGAACAAAAAACAGAGCAAUGGGAAUGGUGAAACCUUGUCGGCGCAGAGCAUUGCUACGAGGCACAGGAGGAGGAGAAUAACGCACAAGACUCGGGAGCUAGGGAAGCUGAUCCCUGGCGGGAACAAGAUGAAUACUGCUGAUAUGUUCCAAGCUGCUGCCAAGCAUGUCAAGUUCUUGGAGGCUCAAAUCAGCAUUCUUCAGUCCAUGGGCUCGCUUCAGGAACCAAUUAAGGUGCCGAACGAGCUGGGGGCGCUUGUGACGUCGCCGGUGAUUCAGCAGAAGCUGUAUUCGGAAGAGAAGUGCUUGGUCCCGACGGAGCUACUCCGGACUCUGGCGAAUAGUUCUGAGUUCCAGUCGAAAACAAUCAAUCAAGGAGAAUGAUAGAGUUGCUGGUGAACGAUGAACACUGACAAGGAAUUCUUUUGGCUUAGUUUAGUUAGUUAAUAUCUUUUUACUUGGUUUUUUUCUUCUUCCUCGUUUGUUGUUGCGCAGCUCUGGUUUUCGAUGUCUCUGUUCAUAGGUAACUGCUUCAGAACUAGAUCGUAUAGCCCUAAUCUGAUCAUAUGAUUACAGUCCUCCU
Messenger RNA from Linum tenue, 1224 nucleotides. The record is from the annotation of a GenBank genome assembly. NCBI's taxonomy places the organism in Eukaryota, Viridiplantae, Streptophyta, Magnoliopsida, Malpighiales, Linaceae.